AUGCGUCGCAACCUGCAGCGGCGUUUGCAGCAAGACGCUACUAUUUCUUCCUCGAAUCAGACUCAACAUCCACGAAGACAACAAAAGAGUAUUCUAGAUGACGGAUACGGUCAUGUCAAUCCAGAUUUGGCGGCUACCCUUUGGCAGUGGGAACAGCAACAUCGAGAAAAUGCCAAGCUACCCAAAGUUUCCUUUUCGACGCGUCAGGGAUUACGGCUUGUGGAUGAUAUAGUGACAGAAAUUACCACUUCGCCACGAGGGAAACGACUAUUUCACGACGAUAAUGAUAUUCGAACCGAUCUAGUCCAGGAGGGAAUCAUGGCAUUGAUGGAUGCGCUCAAUGAAUAUCGCAGACAGCAACAAUCCAACUUUGAAAAUUUCGAUGAGGACGAGGAAGAACAAGGAGAAGAAUCCAGCGGCAUCCACAAUAUGCACACGUCUGCGGAUACAGCAGAUCCCAAUGUCCAAUUUGAAGCCUUUGCUCGUCCUUACUUGCAAGAUCGACUGUGGUCAAGCUUGGACAAGACGGCACGGCCGGUCCAAUUGCCAGAAACCGAGUCCAUCGUAUGGCAGUACAUUGAAAAAAUUCGCCCCCAACUGCGUGCCGAAUUGGGAGGUCGAGAUCCGACCGCCAAAGAACUCGCGGAUAGACUGAAUCUGCCACCCAAAACUCUGGAAUCACUCUUGGCGUCGCAACGCGGAGUCCUCAGCAUGGAAUCCACCGUAGAAAUCAAGACACCUGAAUCCCUCGAAGAUCAGACUGCGCACUUUACCGAUUACGAAGCUUGGGAAGCACGAGAAGGGCAUUUGCUAAACAACAACAACAAUGACAAAAACAAGGAAGAAGUCCUCGUGGAAGAAUUCCAAGAUGAAGAGGAAAGUUAUCAAUACGAGGGAGAGGAUGAAAUGUGGAUCCAUCAAACCCAAAUAGCUGCGCCUUUGCGCGAUAUCAUUCCAGAUGGGGGACCAUCGCCAGAUGACGUUGCCUUGAGCGACAUGAUUCGACACGACGUGGGAAAGUUCCUGAGCAAGACACUGAGCCCGGAAGAAGUCAAGGUCGUUCGUAUGGUAUUUGGACUAGAUGCCGCGGGCAAGGCGGAAAGCCCUCUCACUAUAUGGGAGGAGAUUGGAUAUCCCAUGAACAUGCAACCAUUAGAAGUGAAGCAGGUGCUCCGGGGAGCCGUGCGGAAGUUACGAAUGGCAUAUCGAAGCAAUUACGUGGAAUCGUACUUGGACGAAGAGGCUGACCUGUUUGAUGAUGCUGAAAGUGUAUAG
Seminavis robusta is the source of this 1275-nucleotide messenger RNA. The record is from the annotation of a GenBank genome assembly. Lineage: Eukaryota; Bacillariophyta; Bacillariophyceae; Naviculales; Naviculaceae.